AUGCGUCUUCAGACGGGUGCCUCGGCUGUGGCUUUCGCCGCCGCUGCUAGUGCCUCCUCCCUUAGUGAUGUGUGCACUCUUUCCAAUGUGAAGUCUGCUUUGCCUUCCAAUGGUACCAUCCUGGGUGUUUAUGUGCUUCCUUCAUUGUCUACUGCCAACACCGCCACUAGCCAAUCCUACAGUUACUGCAACGUCACUGUGACCUACACUCACCCCGGCAAGGGCGACACUGUUGUCGUCCAGUACGCUCUCCCUGAGCCCUCCGACUACAAGAAGCGUUUCUACGUCGCUGGAGGUGGUGGGUACUCUCUUUCGGCCACUUCCACCGGUGGUCUUGAGUACGGCGCUGUCGGAGGUGCUACCUCCGCUGGUUACGGUGCUCUGGAUGGCACUAGCUACGAUGAGGUCGUCCUUUAUGCCAAUGGCUCUAUUAACUGGGAUGCCACUCACAUGUUCGGCUACCAGGCGCUCGGUGAGAUGACCAAGCUCGGCAAAUACUUCACUAAGGGCUUCUACGGCCAGUCUGCCAGCUCCAAGCUCUACACCUACUACGAGGGCUGCUCCGACGGUGGUCGCGAGGGUAUGAGCCAGAUCCAACGCUACGGAGACGAGUACGACGGCGCCAUUACCGGUGCCCCCGCCUUCCGCUACGGCCAGCAGCAGGUUAACCACCUGCUCCCCAACGCCGUUGAACACACCCUCGACUACUACCCUCCCCCCUGCGCUCUGGCAAAGAUCGUCAACGAGACCAUCAAGGCAUGCGACCCUCUCGACGGCCGUACCGACGGCGUCAUCGCCCGCAGUGAUCUCUGCAUGCUGAACUUCAACAUGUCUUCCAUCAUCGGCACGAAGUACUACUGCGCCGCCGAAACCGCUACAUCCCAGGGCUUCGGCUUUAGCAAGCGCGCCGAAGGCAGCACAACAGCCUACGAGCCCGCCCAGAACGGCACUGUGACUGCCGAGGACGUCGCCGUCGCUCAGGGCAUCGUCAACGGUCUCCACAACAGCAAGGGCGAACGCGCCUACCUCUCAUGGCAAAUCGGUUCCUCCUUCGAAGAUGCAGAGACCGAGUGGAACAACAACACCAAGGCCUGGGAAUUGGACAUCACCUCCCUCGGCGGAGAGUUUGUCACCAAGUUCGUUCAGCUCGUUGACAUCGAUAACCUUUCCUCCUUCGAGGGCGUUACCUACGACACCCUUGUCGACUGGAUGAACACCGCCAUGGUCCGCUACAUGGAUACCCUCCAGACCACCCUGCCCGAUCUCACUACCUUCCAGGAGUCCGGUGGUAAGCUCAUCCACUACCACGGAGAGCAGGACAACUCUGUCCCCACCGCUUCCUCCGUGCACUACUGGCAGUCUGUCCGCGAUAUCAUGUACCCCGGUUUGUCGAGCUCUAAGAGCCUCGCCAAGCUGCAGGACUGGUACCAGCUUUACCUUGUUCCCGGUGCCGCUCACUGUGGCACCAACAGCCUCCAGCCUGGUCCUUACCCCGAGGAUAACAUGGAGAUUAUGAUUAACUGGGUCGAGAACGGAGUCAAGCCUUCGCGUCUUAACUCGACUGUUUCUUCCGGUGACUACGAGGGUGAGACCCAGAUGCUGUGCCAGUUCCCGUCUCGUCCUCUGUGGAAGAACAACUCUACCUUCGACUGUGUCUUUGACAAGGCUUCUUAUGAUAGCUGGACUUAUGAGUUCCCCGCUUUCAAGGUUCCUGUCUACUAA
Messenger RNA from Penicillium longicatenatum, 1722 nucleotides. RefSeq names its product Tannase. The transcript has a single exon. Bases 1 to 1722 code for a protein of 573 amino acids. Lineage: Eukaryota; Fungi; Ascomycota; Eurotiomycetes; Eurotiales; Aspergillaceae. The record is from RefSeq and is a predicted model, not a curated record.